This is a messenger RNA of Centruroides sculpturatus (bark scorpion), 1880 nucleotides long. RefSeq names its product interferon regulatory factor 2-binding protein 2-B-like. The record is from RefSeq and is a predicted model, not a curated record. Gene Ontology annotation, biological process: regulation of transcription by RNA polymerase II. NCBI's taxonomy places the organism in Eukaryota, Metazoa, Arthropoda, Arachnida, Scorpiones, Buthidae. Gene Ontology annotation, cellular component: nucleus. The coding region runs from base 60 to 713 and encodes 217 amino acids. Gene Ontology annotation, molecular function: transcription corepressor activity. The transcript is spliced from 2 exons.
CUUUCUUUCUUCUCAUUUUUAGGUCGAAUCUAGGAUCAGUGGUCUUAUGGAAUUCGCGCAUGCUCGCUUUCAAUGCCAUCAAUAACGUCAGCACCACAUCGGCCAGCACCGUGUCGCCAUUAAGCAACUGCACGACAACUCCGCCAGAUGCCAGCAGCUCUUCGGGCCCAACUCAGAACGGACAAUCACCCAUGGCAUCUCUGAUGUCUGUCACCGACAAUCUCCCACCCGGAUCGCCGCGUAACAGCGAGCAAACGGCCACUAACAGUAACAGCAGGCCCGCAUCGGCCACAUCCCGCCAUUCGCCCAAUAGCACGGCUCCUCCCACCGGCAAAAAAACCCCGUCGGGCGGCCGCCAUAACGUGGGCACCGGCGAUUCUGAAAGCAUCACCACAACAACUAGCGUCCCGUCUACCACCGCUCCCGCGGAUGCACCCCUUCCGGCCGCUCCCCUGAAAUGCACCCUGUGCAACGAGAGGUUGGAAGACACACAUUUCGUCCAAUGUCCGUCGGUACCGCACCACAAAUUCUGUUUCCCCUGUUCGCGCGAGAGCAUCAAAAGUCAGGGUGCGGCCAACGGUAACGAAGUUUACUGUCCCAGCGGCGAAAAGUGCCCGUUGGCUGGAUCUAACGUUCCUUGGGCUUUUAUGCAAGGCGAAAUCGCUACCAUCUUGGGCGAGGAAUUCAAGAUUAAAAAAGAACGCGAAACUUAAAAAAAAGAUCCUCGUUGGAAUUUGGUCUGAAAAAAAAAUAUCAACGGCACACACGUAAUUCCCAUGCGAAAUGCGUGCUUUGAUAACGCUUUCGAUUUUACGGUUUUCUCCAUCCGCUUCCGUUAUUUUUACUUAAGUCGGACGGAAGUUGGGUGAAAAAUUCGGCUCGACUCGAAAGUCGUAACGCCGUACAAUAUACAGUAGAAUUGACGGGAAAGAAUUAAUAAAAACACACACCGUAACUCGAUUUUUUUGCAGUUCCGGCCGGCAGAAUGCUGAAGUGUUACGGAAGUAUGCGCGAGAUAUUAAAAAGGUCAUCGUGUUCUCUCAAUAUACAUUUCUCUCUUAAAAUCUCUCUCUAUCUAUCUAUCUUUAUCUAUCUAUCUUUCUCUAGUUCUCUCGUCGUGCCCCCAUCCCUCGGCAUGUAUAUCGUCAGCCAUACGUUUCUUUUUGCGACCAAGGAUACAAAGAAAAACAAAUUACGUCCAGUCGCGCUAAAUUUUUGAAUGUCGUGUUGUUACAUUUGACGGAUUUAAUCGCUUUUACGUGUUCGUGAGCAAUCGGGCAGCCAUUUUUUUUAUUUAAAAAAAAUCUUCGUGCGCCCUCCAUCUUUCUGGGAAACUCCGUCAAUAAACUGUUAUCGUCUCGGAAGUGUCUGGUAUUUGUCGUCCCCGUUCUCACCUGUACAGAUGUUUUACUUUUUUUUUUUUGGACACCCCCUCUAAAAGGCGUUGUUGUCUAUAGGAGUAUUUCGAUACCUCUCGAAGUGAGAGAUUUUAGAAUUAAAAAAGAAAAUCGAUCUCUCCGGUUUAAUAUCGACCACUGACGUAACAGUUGCCGUGUACGAGUGUUUUUCCGUUUCUCACUGGGGAGGCAGCUCUGUCGUCUCGCUAGUCACGUGAUCGCCGUGUCCCAAACUCGAUUCGUCUGGUCUCAAAACAUAAAAAGCCAAUAAAUAACGGUAAUAAAGCUGUUGGGUGUAGUUAUGUUCGAGUCUUUCCCCUUUAUUGUGUUAUGUAUGUCAAGUUUUUAGUAAAAAAAAAAAGGAAAAAAUAAUGAUAAACUGGGGAAUUCUCUUGUAUUCGAUGUUCACAUGUGAUGACAAUGAUGAACGUGUUUAUAUAUAUAUCGUCUUGUAAAUAAAAUGACAGUUCUUUCGCCAAGAGA